GUCAUCUUCCAAGGUUAUGUUGGACACUUUGCCGACAGAAACUCCCUGUGGCUACUGAGAUAGUACUGACUCAUUGUCUCUCUGUGUGUAGCAUAGGAUGUUUGGUUCAGAGUCUCUCCAGUUUUAUGUACUGUAUAUAUAUAAUCAGAAAACAAUACAUUCAUGUGUAUUCAUUUAGAGCUUUAAUUAAUUCCUCAAAAUAGUAUAUAUAUGGAAAUGGAAGUUUGUUAUUCAGUACUUGAAUAACAAAGAUCAGCAAGUUCUGCAAGGAGCACAGGAUCCUUAAACUUCUGUCGAAGAGAAAACGGUCCUUUUGUGCAUUAGGGCUCAAUUGUAACAUGAGCAUAAAAAAGACAAAGAAAAGCUGUUGGCAGGACUGAAAGGAAAAACAGAAAAUAAAAUUGCAAAUCUAGCAGAUGGCGCUACAUAAAUUGAAAAGACCAAAGUAUGCGUGUCAGUGUUCUAGAAUAGCAGACAUAAGUAACUGAACUUGAUGUUUUGGAUCAGAUGAGACUUAGAUUAACCAAGAUUAAGAAACUGCCUAAAAUCACAAUAGAGACAGAGGUGGUUUUGGUGACCCUUUGCAAUAUAGAAUCUUCAUGAAAGAAGAUAUGGAGAAGACUGAUGCUCACCUAUUAUUUUAAGAUAGUUAGGCAUUGCCUGCUUAUGCAUUAUAUUAUAUUAAUGUAUUGCAAGUUAUCCAGUACGUUACAGAUGAAUAAACCAUCCAACAUGAGUCAUCAUUUUCAAAUUCCAAUUUCAACUUAGAGACAAGUGGAGACCAUCUGGAUGUGACAUUUAUUAAGACAUAAAGAGCAAGUUUCAAAAACUGCAAGUAUCAAUUAGAGUAAGACUAAGAUAGCCUUACAUAACAUAGCACCAUCACUCUCCUAGUUGGAUAAGUAGCCCUUAUACAGCCUGGAGGUGUGUUUUGGAUCAUUGUCCUGUUGAAAAAUGAAUGAUAGCCCCACUAAGCAAACCAGAUGAGCAUGUCGCUGCAGAAUGCUGAGGUAGCCAUGCUGGUUGAGUGUUGCUUUGAAUUCUAAACUAAUCACUGUAAGUGUCACCUGUAAAGCACCCCUACACCAUCACACCUCCUCCUACAUGCUUCAUGGGGGAACCACACAUGCGGUGAUCAUCUGUUCAACAAGUCUGCAUCUUACACAUCAGUUGGAACCAAAAACCUCAAAUUUGGACUCAGAUCAAAGAACAGAUUUCCAUCAAUCUAUAGUUUAUAUCCAUUUCUCUUAUUUCUUGGCACAAGCAAGUCUUAUCUUAUUGGUGUUCAUCAGCAGAAGUUUCUUUGCAGCAAUUCAACCAUAUUAGGCUGAGUCAUGCAGCCCUAUCUGAACAGUUGAUGUUGAGAUGAGUCUGUUAUUUGAACUUUGUGAAGCAUUUAUUUGGGCUGCAAACUGAGGCAAAGAGUGGCUAUCUAUAAUAUGAAAUGUAUCUGUUUAACACUUUGGUUAGUACAUGAUUCCUUAUGUAUUAUUGCGUAGUUUUGAUGACAGUUAUUCUACAAUGUGAAAAAUUAGAAAUCUAAAGAAACACUUUCGAAUGAGUUGGUGUAAAAAUGUUUACUGGUACAGUAGGUGGUUACAAAAUAUACUUUUAUUCAAAGCUAUCCAUGUUCGGUAAAACAUUUCCUGUCAACAAAGGCAUGUGUUUAAUUUCUCUCUACUCUAUUUACUAUCGGGGGAGUUGAAUGUGUCCCUUAAUGUCCCACUUUAAUUAUUUAAAAUAGAGGAUUUUUUCCUGACCACAAUUGCACCACUAAAACCAUUCUAAAGGAACUUGGGGAAAAACAGAUUUUUAACAAGUUUGUUGAUAUCAAGAGACACAUUCCAUACCCUGAUGGUAAUACUGUCCGUGUGUUUCUCUAAGUUGAAGAUUAAUCGAAUGAUAAAGUUUAUCCUGCUUGAUUUAUUAUAAUGUUACAUACAUCUGGCCAUUUAUAAGAACCAGUUGAGGUUAGCUUCAUUGCUGAGAAUAUUUUCUCAGUCAUUGGUUUAAAAAAAAAUAAUUAAAAAGAUUCUACACUUCAAUUGACACUACCUUCAACUGCCUUUUGAGAAACAGAAUGUGAAGAUGCCACAGAAUCACCAUGGAAACUAAGCAGCAAGCCCUUUUUCUCAACAACAGGCUUCUGCUAGGGCCAGACCUAUCCAACCCACCUCCUUGAUAACCAACAUUGUGGGGCACAUUCCAACAGGUCAGAGUAUUGCCUCAGGAUGUUGUGUGUUUCCUCAGGUGGCCUGAUGGGGAUGUCAGACAACAGCUGGAAGAAUAAAGGAUAACAGUCUAUCUAUUCUGUACCACUUCAUCCCACAGCUGUACUUCCUUUGAACUUAUGAUUACUUUUGCUGAAGAUAACAUUGGCAAGUAUAUUGAGUAGGCUGUCGAUACCAUUUCCUGCAUAGGAAAAGGCCAUAGAGAUUAAAGAGCUUGACCUUAGAGAGAACUGUGGAUGUAGAUGUAGAAGCUGACACAUUGUCAUUCCGAAUCAUGAAAAACCAAUCUCACACUAGAAGAGGUAGUAUACUAUUUAUCACCGCUCAGGGCACAACACUAGGAUUUCUGAUGCGGAAAAACUAGAUGUCUGAUUGGCGGUAGAAGGAACUUCUUGAACAUCUCAAUCGAAUGACUGGUUUCCAUGUUAACAGACCGACUGGUUUGUGGUGAAAUCUCCUGAGGUAGGAUAUGGUGUUGUGACCCUUCUAUGAAAAACACCUUAAUAGACCACAUCUAUAUUUUACUAAACACCCAACAAAUCAAGAAACUUUGACAUAUUUGUGGCAAACAUGGAGUCAUGAAAGAGCACUCAGUGGCAGAUUUGGGCUUGAAAGUCAGUCUGGCAGAUGAUGCGUCACGUGGCAUGAUAUGUAUUGAAGGUCUAGAAUGUCUGCUUAAGGUAUAGUUACAUUGGCCAGAUCUGAUGACCAUGAGGUCCAAAGAGACUCAUCAUCAACUGCACACUGGUGAAGAAAGUGAUGUAGAACAUAGCCCCACUAUUUAACAAACAAUGGAUAUUGUAUGGAUCACAGUAUGAGAAGGUUUAUCUGUAGAAGAGGUUAAGUGGUUGAAACGAAAUCUGAUAAAGACUGUUGUCAUACAACACAAGCUGUGAAGCAGCUGGGAGUGACGUUGCAGAUGUGAGUGACGUUGCAGCUGGGAGUGACGUUGCAGAUGUUUCGUUCUUAGCUUCUUCUUCCUCUGUCUUUGAUCCACUCUGACAAGGUCCUGAUGGGAGGCAGUUAUGCAGGGGAUGGGCAAGCCCUGCUAGCUGCCUUCAGAAUGUUCCAGGACGUUCCAUCAUUUUCCCUUGAGGCUGUUGGUGGGAGACUGAUGCAGCAGGCAAGGGUGCAUUCGCAGUACAAGAGAUUGAUCACAGCGUGAUCAAAAGCAACCUGUUUCCUAAUGGGAUAAAUUGACUUAAAGUCUACCUUUUGGUUCCCAUCACAGGUCAGGUAUUCAGGGGCAGGUACUCAAGACCAUAACAAGUAUCUUGGAGUGACCAAUCGACAAACUGUGGUUUGCAGCAGGAAACAACAGAAGUGGACUAACGCUGACACUUAACAAAGCGAUUUUUUUUUCAGUGAUAACCUUGUUGCAGAAUGCAGUCUCUUUCAGGUUUUCCCUAAACGUUUUGUUUACACUUUUCCUGGCAAGAAUUUAAACUCCACAUAAGACUGAUGAAGGAUUCAGAUCCAGCAUUGUGCUAUAGACCAUUGGCGUUUCUGUUUUCUAUGUACAACUUUCCACCAGUUGCUCACAAGAUUCGUCCAGGUGUUUUGGCAUGGGUCAUGCUUCUGCCGUCUUGAUCGUCAAUCGAUAAUUCAAUAUGUGGAGACUUUAAAGAUAAUUAUGAGAUUGUGUAGAAGCCCUCCAACUCAACUCUGGUUUUUGAGGCCAGUUCCACUACAUUUUUAUCAUUGGAACCUUCUAAUCAGGGCCUUCUUUAGACAUGGGAGAUCUGGUGAAAACAGAAAACCAGCUGCCUCAGGACCUUGUAGGGUAAGAGUUGAAUACCCCUGGUGUAGAGCAUGUAGAUACUUUUUAUAGUGUCAUCAUUAGUGAAGGUAAUCAGCAGACAGGGUGCAAGGAGGUAUUAGUGAAACACAGGGAGGUGUUGCACUGCUGUAAAGCUGUUAUGACCACCAAGGAAUGGCGUUGACCUUCCAUCUCAUGGAAACGCAUUGCAGCUCUCAAGUGCCCUCAACACUUUCAUCAUCACUCUCUAGAAGAGACCCACUCAAAACAUGGGUGAUGCAUUAGGAUUACGGGCCCUAUUCUAAAGUAGCCUUUUACAAACUGAAGCAGACACAUCUGUAUGCAUGGAUUCACUAUGCUUGAUUUUGAGCAAAGAACCACAAGAGUACCUUCAGUAAUGAGAGUGCUCAAAAGAUUUAAAUUAUGCAUAUAUUGUAUGAUUUUUUGAUAUGCUAUUAUCAUUCAUUCAAAACGGAUACUUCUGUAUCCCAAGGCAUAUUCUGUGGGAAGUUAUUGAAGACAUGAAAUGCAGUACAGGGAGUGGUUGAGGAGUGUGAUCUUAGAAGUGAAGAAUAUUUACAUAAACUAAGUAGAUAAAUGUCUGAACAGGGAACAGACAUUUCAGUAGAAGAUAAUCUUGCUUUCUGCAAAAGAAAAUCUUUUUUUGACUUGGAUCCCUUCAUGCCAGUGUUAAUGGGUGUUACAUAGGUGUGCUUUCAGGGGAGAGAUCACCAGUGAAGUUUCUAUUAUUGUGCUAUCUCUAGAGAUGCAAUGCUCUCAGGCUGCGUUUUAUCCAGCGCCAGCCUCACUUAGCAGGGUUGGAGAGCUGUCCCUCACAGAGAGGUAUGGCACUGAAGCCUUCCUGGUUUAAAAGCUAAAUGGGGAGUAUGAAAGGGGAGGCAGGGGUUUAAAAAGCAGCCCUAGCUGAGUGAGCAAGAGGCGGGGUCAGCUAGGUUUGACUAAUUGUGUUUUAAAGUGGGUCUUUGAGCACACAAUAGGGAAUGGGAUGGUUUUAACUCCCCUGUGAAGUGCUAGAGGAUGAGAAAGUUGUCAGAUUUGUAGGUCAGGCUGCAGGGGUUGUUGUUAGGCAGAUUCUGUGAUGGUAUUUUGUUCCUAAUUUUGCCUAGUGAUGUUGUUUCUGUACUAAUAUCUAUUAUUUACUCUUAACUAUUAUUUGCAGCUCUGCCAGCAAUAGGUUUUGCUUUUUGCAGAUGCAUUUUAAGACCAUUGUAUCACAGUUCUCUUCUCUAUCAUAUUGAUUUUCUUUCCAGCCAAGUUAGUUUUGUUUACUUGCAGUGUCAUUCCUUCUCUGCAAUACUGUGAUAUGAUCUUAAUUGAUUUCACAAUAAAAGCAGGAGUGUUUCCUACUGCCAUCUGGUGCUCAUCAGAGCCUGACCCGGUUUUGGUGUGCUACGUGAGCAUGUGUGGCUCCAGAGAGACCUGUCCCCUCCUUGUGCUGAUACAGGAAUGUAGAAGGAGGGCACAGACAGCCCAGCCCAGCUAUACCUACUCCACUCCCGUUUGCAGUGCUUACAAUUCCCUCCAACAUUGAGUCCUACACAUGGAUGUUCCAGGCGAAGGGAUGAGAGCUCAGUGUGCAGGUUGUCAUGUAAGCCAUCUCCUCUGGGGCCACCCCUCGCUGCAUGCUGCUUCCUGCCGCAGUGAGAGCAGCACUGCUGAGUACCAGCUCCUCCACUCACCAGAGGACACAUUAUCCCACCGCUGCCAUGGAGAAGCAUUGCUCCGAGUGUCCGGAGCCCAGGCUAGCCCAGAGCUUGUGUACCUUCUGCAACAAGUGGUUGUGUUACCAGUGCACAGACCUGCACCAACACCAGAGAGCUACACCCCAGUGCUCAGACCUGCACCAACGCCAGAAUCCUACCACCCCGUGUGCCGACCUGCACCAAAGGGAUCAGAGGUCCCCCAGCUCCUUACCUCCUCCUGAAUCAGGGCCUGGCUCGUGUGCCCGUCCACUCCUUAUGUGUAACUCUCACAGACAGGAGCCCUUGGAGCUGUUCUGCGAGUCAUGUGACCUCAUGUGCUGCAGCAGCUGUCACCUGUCCGCCCACAAGAACCACAGGUUGGUGCACAUUGGGAAGGCUCUCCAGGAUCAGCAGUGGCUGUUUGAGAGCCUGAUGGCUCAGGUGGAGGACAGGAGGUCUGCAGUGGAGAGCACAGCCAAACAGAUAGAGGAACGGCUGCAUGGUGUGAAGAUCACGCAGAGGAAAGCUGAGAACCAGAUUAAAAUGGCACGGAUGAUUAUGAUGAAUGAGCUGUACAAAAGGGCCAACCUAUUAAUAGAGCAACUGGAGAAAAUCUCCGAGGACUUCCAGCGACGGCUGGAGGAUCAGCUUCAGGGGGCGAUAGAGAUGUGCAGCCAGCUGGACCAAGUGCAAAACUUCAUCACCUGGGCAACGGCCCACCACCUCCGGAACCCACUGCUCUUCAGCAGGGAACUGAUUUCUCUUCAAAUGCAGCGAUUGCUUGAACCUCCGCUCCUCUCGGACUCCUGGCUUCCUGUGAAGAUCAAGUUCAACUGGGAUGCCAGCUACUGGACUAAACAGAUCUCAACUCUGGGUCAGCUCACUGCUGAAGGUGGGAACCGUUCAUACUCUGAGGGUGUGGCCUGCACCAGCAUCCUGAGGCCCCAGCCUAUUACCUGCUUGUCCCUGCCGUCUAUGUGCCACGGAGGGAGGGAGCAGGGCUGUGCUUUCCAGUCCUACUGUCAGCCCCAGAUGUGCUGUCUCCACUGCAUACCGCCGCAGCCGGCUGUGCAACUGAACAAGACCCAGUCGGAACCCAACCCCUACUCCCCCAGGUGUGCUCUGUCCAGCCACAGCUCCCCCUCCUUGGUCCUGCACCAGAGUGAGCUGUUAAGAUGCUUGGGCCCCGACAGUCCUCCACCAGCGAUGUUGUUCUCCACCAUACAGAGUCCCCAGCAGUCAGUGCUUCCCCCUGCCCCUGACCCAGGCCUGCUCAGAUCCAGCAGUGGAUCUGCUGGAAUCCAGAACCCAACUACAGCCCUCCACCAGCCCCAGAUAGAGUCUGGUUCUGACAGUUAUGCACCACCAGCUGCAGAUGGAGUCAGGGAAAGCCAGCAGGCCAGCAGAGGGAAAGAUCAGCCCUCUGGGCAGCCAGCUGUGGAGAGAGAGGUGCUGACUGAAGGGCUCCAGCAGGAGAGAAGAGAGCAGAUGCAUGCCCAGCAACAGCAGCUCUCCGCUCCCCUAGUGGCCGAGCUGAGAGUGGAGUCACACCUGGAAGAGCAGCAAGAGGGCAGGGUUACAAAGCCCGGUAAAGACGGCAGGCUUUUCUCUCCACAUUUAGACUUCUCCACACCUCCCCUCAGGGCUGAGGAUCAGAGAUCCACUUCACCGGGGAUGUCUGUGACAGCCCAUGGGUUCAUGUUGGAUGCUCUGAGCAGCAGGCCUAGCUCACUGUGUGGGAGGAAGAGUCGUUCUCAAAGCAUCCCACCGGAACUGGCAGGCCCCUCCCGCAGCCCCUCCACAGACACCCACAGCUUAGCAACAGCAGCCGUGGAAAGGGGACGCAUGGCAGACCAGCAUGGUUAUAUGGAUCCCAGACGGAGGAGGCUGUCUUCUGAUGGAGUGUUACGAUCUGUGUCUUCUUCCAGAAGCCAACCCAGUCUACGCCUGUCACCUUUGACCUCCUACAAGACAGAGCCAGAUUACAUUUAUGCGUAUGAGGAGACGCAUGGUUAUGAUGUAAAAGAAAAAUACAGGAUAUCAAGAAACAAUCAGGACAAACGGAGAGUUCAGAAGGAACCUGGGAAUUCCAGUUCCAAGGUUCCAGUGGUGUGUUUGGAGAGGCUGAAGAUCCUGGUGUCCCGGAUCCCACCACAGGGACGACGACAGAGUGACCCUCUGCCAGCCACAGCAACAGAAAGGUCUGGACCCGUCCCACAGAGCGAAUGGGGAGGCAAGGUGACUGAGGGAAUAUCAAAAGAAGCUGCAGUCGCAACAGUCAACCUGUGUCUGGAGACCCAAUCCUUGCAGAGACAGACUAUCAAUGUCCCACCUCCAGUGAUCUGUGAUUGGCCUGAUCAUGAAAGACACAGUCCUCACAAGGAGCUCACACUGCAAGUACCCCCCACUGAUCUUGUAUCGCCUCCACCCAAACCUUUCAUUGCACCUGACUCUGACUCAGACCCAAGGUCAGUCUCUGAAGUGGAAACACUUUCUGACCCUGAACUGGACUCUGACCCACAACAGUCGGAUCCCCAACAAGAGUCUGACACGCAUCCAGAGUCUGACACGCAUCCAGAGUCUGACACGCAUCCAGAGUCAGACCCACAUCCGGAGUCAGACCCACAUCCGGAGUCAGAUCCACAUCCGGAGUCAGACCUACAAGGUGAGUCUGCAUCAGAGGCUGAACUGGAGUCACUGAACGAGGCUCCUGCAGAGUCAGAACCUAGUGUGGGCUCAGAAGAGGGUGAGGAAUCAGAGAACGGUGAAGACCUGGAUGCUGAUGUGGAAUCAGAGGCCGAUAUGGAAUCAGACCAACAACCCGAUCCUGACUCAGACCCCAGUUUUCCAUCUGAACCACGUCCAGAAUCUGAUUCUGACCUGGAAUCCGACUUCGAACAACCUCCUGAAUCACAAGGUUCUGCAGAAUCUGGACCAGAUCUUGCAUUGGAACCGGACUCGGCACCUGACCGAGCCUGUCUAAGUCUCAAGUCCUCUUCUGCCCAGAGGGCAUUGUCUACAGACGCUGGUCCGCUGAGGCAUUGUGAAGGAGCCCAGCAAGCUUUGUCUGGGACAGAGACCAACGAGAUGGAGAGUGAGGACUUCUGCGCUGUGUGUCUGAUUGGAGGAGACCUGCUGUGCUGUGACCGUUGUCCUAAAGUCUUCCACCUGGCCUGCCAUGUGCCCUCUCUCCUCAGCUUCCCCACGGGUGACUGGGUGUGUUCGCUGUGCAGAGAUCUUCAGCAGCCAGAAGUGGAGUACGACUGUGAAAACCAUAGGCGGACUGCAGAACAUUCAGGAAAACCUCAUGGGCUCUCCGCUUCUGACCUGAGAAAAUGUGAGCGUCUGACUCUGUUGAUCUGCAGCAACAUGUUAAGUGCUCCCUUCCAUGAGCCGGUUAGUCCACUGGCUCGCCACUACUAUCAGAUUAUCAAAAGGCCAAUGGAUCUGUCUGUGAUCAGGGCUAAACUCAUUAAGAAGAGCACUCACCACUACUGUUCGCCUGAGGAGUUUGUGGCUGAUGUCUUUCUCAUGUUCAGGAACUGUGCAAAGUUCAAUUAUCCGGACUCAGAGGUGGCCCAAGCGGGGCACAGCCUGGAGACGUUCUUCUGCUCCAAACUCAAGGAGGUGUUCCCAGACAGGGUGUUCCCCGCACCCGAGGAUGACUCUGACAGCGAUGAGUACGACGAGGUGUACAGAGCAGCCGGGGGAGGCUUCCCCUGGCCAGAGAAGAGAGAACAUUGCCACAGGAAAAGAAAGAGGAGGCACUCUCUUAACUGGAGAAAGCAUAACUUUUAAUUGGGGGCAGUGAGGGCAGAGCCUGUGAUUGGCUAAUGUGAAGCACAGUAGGCGGUAGACCUGAUAUUGCACUGGACUUUUCCAUUCAAAAGAGGAAGCUGAGUUUUGUAUGAAGGGAUUGUAUGUUAACAUUUCCAAAUGUAUUUCCUCUUAUGAUGACCUGAUAAUUGUGUAAAAUAUUAUUUCUUAACUAUUAAAUAUUACUGCAUAACAUUAACAUCUUUAUAAUUAUUAUGCCUUUAUAAACUGCAUUUAUAGUAUUUGUUUUUUGUUUCAGGUAUAUUUUUAGAUUCUCCAUGAUAUGUAUAGAAAACAUACUGAGGUCAGUAUUGGCAAAUGUUAAACAUUUGUAAAUGUUAAACUCUACAUUAUUUUAUUUUAUAUAUCAAUAUUCUUACAUUUUAAUGUUUAAAUGAUUGCAGGCAAUAUUUCUGUCUUUGAAUUACUAUAGAUAAAAUGUCUCUCCUAAUUAUGCAUUUGAAGUACAGUACAGAAUUUAUGGUAAUGGCUUGUGUGACUGACAGAGGGCGCCCUAUCUUCAGAAGCUAGACUGAGUUCAAUGGAAAAGGUUAAGUUCAUAUUGAACCGGGAGGGGGGAUUAAGAUGCAAUUAAACAGGAAAUAGUUGACAUUGCCACAAUAGUAUUGCAAGGUGACACUUAUGCUUUAGAUUUGCAUUUCUUAAAUCUUAAUGAAGUUAUACUUCAUUAGCACAAGGCCAGUAUUAUUCAUGAUUCUUUUCUCCUGCUUAAUAGGAAUGGAAUGUAUUUUGUUCAGUCUCAAUAAAAAAAGAGAAGUUAGAGGAUCUCAUAAUCUUAUGUUAUUUAAACUUUUUGCAAUUACUAUGUAAAAUGUAAGUGUUAAUUUACUAAAUGUUUAAUGGCUGCAUUAAGUUAGAGUUGGCAGUGUUUUGUAGAGGUUGCAGCAAAAUAAUAACGAAAAUUACAUGUUGGAUCAAGCUAUCUUUGCUAUUUGAAUAAAUAAACCAACUUAAAA
This is a messenger RNA of Esox lucius (northern pike), 10486 nucleotides long. It is a transcript of the gene trim66, whose product is annotated as tripartite motif containing 66. The transcript has 20 exons. Gene Ontology annotation, molecular function: zinc ion binding; protein binding. The coding region runs from base 5634 to 9491 and encodes 1285 amino acids. The record is from RefSeq and is a predicted model, not a curated record. NCBI's taxonomy places the organism in Eukaryota, Metazoa, Chordata, Actinopteri, Esociformes, Esocidae.